Annulohypoxylon maeteangense is the source of this 1605-nucleotide messenger RNA. Its product is annotated as glycosyltransferase family 31 protein. The transcript has a single exon. Lineage: Eukaryota; Fungi; Ascomycota; Sordariomycetes; Xylariales; Hypoxylaceae. The record is from RefSeq and is a predicted model, not a curated record. The coding region runs from base 1 to 1605 and encodes 534 amino acids. Gene Ontology annotation, molecular function: acetylglucosaminyltransferase activity.
AUGCGGAACCCCUUCUCGAGAUGCGUCCUAUUCGCCGUCGCGCUGUUAUUGCUGCUAGCUAUAUCAUGGAAGUCCGACCGUAUAGAGGAUGUUGGGUCGAGAAUAGUGAAGGCCGCUUCUACUCACAACAAUAAGGCUAGUGUGCCGCAACAACCUCUGGGCGAUGCUCCUCAAGCGAGCGACAAGGACAUCGCCCCGGUGUCGAACCACGUGAUGGACUGCAGUGUCAAUUCUACUCAUAUGGGUGAGUUGAAGGCCAAGUAUGAACUCGGAGACACCUUCCAGUAUUUGAAGCGAUAUGUCAAGAUCAACCGCCAGCCUAUUGCUCGAAAGUCGAUCACCAAGCUCACCCAGCCAUUCCUCCCCAAUUCUUUCACCACGGUUGAUUUGCAACAUCCGAGUACCUACGGAAGCGAACAAUGUAUCGAGCCUCUCCAAGUUCCGGUUUCCGAGUCGCCGUAUCCCGCCACCGGUAAUCUAACCGACUUUAUGUUCGGCGUGUCAACCACAUUCAAGCGAUUUAGCUCGGAUAAGACCAGCCCAGUUAAUGAAUGGACGUACUGGUUGACUGAUGGCAAGGGAAAUUCCAAUGGUGGCAAGUUGGUACUGUUACUGUUGGACGCGACCGAGGAUCAGAUUCUACACGCUAGAACAAUUCUGCACCACGCCGGAAUUGACGUCGAUGUUUACCAUUCGGAUUCGUCUAUGGAAAUGGCCGUUCGCUACCUUACUCUCAUUCCGACGUUAUAUAACCACCCGGAACGAGUGAACAAGAAGUGGCUCGUGUCGUGCGACGAUGACACCUUCUUCCCCAGUGUUCACGCACUAACCAAGAAAUUUGAGUCCUACGAUCCCGAUGAGAUGCUUUACAUUGGCACUCUAUCUGAGGACGUCAACAACGUUGAUCGUCACGGAUCACAGGCAUUUGGUGGUGCCGGUGUCUUCCUAUCGGUGCCACUAGCAGCUCAGAUUACGAAGGAUUACGAGACUUGUAAGACUGACGAGAAGAUUCACGAAUCAAACUCGGGUUGGGGUCCUCAGGGUGAUAUUCUUCUUCGCAAGUGCAUUUACGAAAAUACCGAUGUGCGUCUAUCUAUCCUUCGAGGUCUUUACCAGCUUGAUCUAUAUGGAGACCCGUCUGGUUUCUACGAAUCCGGUGUUAAGCCCAUCUCUCUCCACCACUUCAAGGGUGGCGGGUGGCACUCGGCCCUGCCCUGGGAAUACACAAAGAUCGCUCACAUUUGUGGCGAAGACUGCACUCUUCAGCGAUUCCAGACAAGUGACAACUACAUCAUCUCGACUGGAUUUAGUGUUGCUCAGUACCCCCUGGGCACCAACUUCAACCUUGCUCAGAUGGAACGGACAUUCGCUGCCGCGCCCCAGGAUAAGGGGUGGAACUUGGACUACGUUUUCGACCCGCAGCGACCUAGCCUUUUGAAGACCGGUCGCAAGAUUAGCUGGGACCUCCAGGAAGCGCGCGUGAAUGAAGAUAACACGGUCAGUCAUACUUAUGUGCGAAAGGCCAACGACUGGAGAUGGGUUGACCGAAACGGCGAGCAAAUGACUCAGCUCGACGGUAUAAUAGAGCUUGUUUGGAUCCCGUAA